This is a messenger RNA of Fopius arisanus, 2950 nucleotides long. Its product is annotated as proline-, glutamic acid- and leucine-rich protein 1. Gene Ontology annotation, cellular component: nucleus. The coding region runs from base 317 to 2761 and encodes 814 amino acids. Lineage: Eukaryota; Metazoa; Arthropoda; Insecta; Hymenoptera; Braconidae. The transcript is spliced from 2 exons. The record is from RefSeq and is a predicted model, not a curated record. Gene Ontology annotation, biological process: rRNA processing.
CUAAACAGUUCUUAAUGGAAACAUAAAUCUACCGCUCCAGAUCAUUCACUAAAUUUCAGUUUAAGAAAUCUCAAGACAAUUUUACAAUUUUAAAAUGCAGGGAAAUUAAAAAAAAAUAUUUAUAAAUCCAAAUCUUUAAAGCUCAAACGGACCAAAAUCUUCAUUCAACUUCAUUCAUACCUUCCGCGUGUCUCUACACCAAUACCGAGGCGACUGUUUUGUCCACGUGAUCUUUAAUUUUGAAAACCAUGUGAAAAUCAGCCCGCUGACACCGAAAAACACAAACACGUGAAUCGCAACCUGAAAACUCAUAAGAAUGCCAAAAAUAUUUAACAUCUUCAAAUCGGUGGAGCAAAAUUAUGGGCAGAGUACAGAAUUAAUCGAAAACCUCUUAUCAGACAAUUCUGAUCUUCCCCUGAGCUCCGAAGAAGCCCUCAUCCUACAGAGCUCAAUAAUAACGGUCAUCAACACUCGCUUGAAUCACUCGGCAACCCGCUCAGAGGGAUUAAAAAUUCUCCUGAGGGUUCUUCCACGAUGUUCGAGAGAGCAAUUAGCAAAAUUCUCCUUCCUGUGGAUGGGAAAAGCCACAAAACUACUCGAAAAUGCUCAGAGUCCUCCCAAAGACGUAGAUCUAUCCUGCAAAAUCCUCUCGAAGCUAGUAAUCUCCUGUAAAGAGAUUCCAGAACUCCAUAAGCAGAUUUCUAUGCAGAGCGUAAAAAAUCUGGUGGGAUUAAUCGUGAAUAUGAAUGAUGAGAAAAGAACAGGUGGUAUAUUUUUUGUAAUAGCAACACUUCUUUUUCACUAUCGCGAGUCCUGCGAGCGUCAUCAGUCCUCGAUCCGCAGUCUCUUGAUUUCCCAGAUCGAUAAUAAGUCCAGAUAUCUGGUUCAAGCUGCUGCUAAUUGUUUUGCACUUCUAUCAAAAGCCAUAGAACGAUCCUUCAAGCCGCCAGUAAAAUUUGCUCAUUACACGAGUGGUGUUUAUUACCAAAUUCUGAUUUGCAACGAUCUCCACUUGAUAAUGGAUGAUUUAUUCACUGGAAUCCUCGAGCUCGAUACUGUGGAGAUUGGGGAAUCCCUCAAUCUGUCCUGCAUCCCUCAAGAGGACGUGAUAGAGUAUUACAACAAGGUGGAACGAAGAUUUCAGAAUUUGUGUGUUUAUUUGGCUACUAUUCUUCGUGGCUGUUCUGGAAAAAAUUCAGUCUCCUGCAGCACAAUAAUAAAACUUGUCUGCCGAGGACUGGCUGUAACUCCAGAAAAUCUCCAGAGGGAGGACUCGUACAAGAAUCAGAUUCUGUAUGUGAUUCUCCCGAUGAUCCACAUGGGUUUAUUGAACGUAUUGAAUGCCUUUAUCUGCGGUUUUCACAGGGAACUCGUGCCUUUCGCAGUAACGAUUCUCCAGUUGUACCGACAGACCUUGAAGUGGACUAGAAAAAUUGAGGAGGUGACCAUCAGUGGCUGCAGGCCCUUCACGAAUAUUAGGAUCAAUACAUACAGAAGUUUAUCCCUGUGGCUUAAUUGCCUCGGGACUCUUUCAGGUGUUGACAUGAUUGCAAGUGAUAUUUUGGCUGAUAUCCUUGAAGAUGUGACACCUGAGAAGGACCAGGUGCUCCUGACGAUCCAGAAUACUCAGAAUAUGUCGAAAAAGGCUUUCAAGAAAUUGAAGAACAGUCAAUACGAGUACAGUACAGCUCUAGGCGCAGAAGACUGUGAACAGAAGAUUGAGAGGAAUCCCGUGGUUAAUGCUGGUCUCUGUAGAGAGGCUCUCACUGUUGUGCAGAAUAUUUUAUACAAUUCAGGUGUUGUGCUGGGAUCCGUGGUGCACCGGGUUCUGCAGAAACUAGUCGUGAAUCUCCUCAUGAAUUUUUAUCUCGGAAGAGAUGAUCAGAGCCUUUACUCGAAGGAUUAUAAAUGUAGAUUGAAUUUAUUGAAAACUCUCAGGGCUAUUCAGAUGAAUCCUAAUCCCUUGACUGCACCGCCCACUCAGUACUCAGUAGAGAUUUUUCAAAUGGCGAUUAAUGAUGAGGAUAACGAAAUCGUGGCUGAAGCCAAAGUUGCUCUUGCUGAAGUAGAGAAGAUCGUGCACCCUAGUGCAGCCACUCUGGAUUCUUGUAUAGGACAGAGUCAGGACAAAAAUGCUGAAAAUUCCGAAUGCUUCGUUAGGGAGAAAAAUGGUGACGCUGUUGGCAGGAAACCAAAUAUUGUGACGAAGAUCGAUGGUUUCAAGGAUUGGAUCAAGGCUCUGAAUGAUUCUUCUGGGAAAGCAGAGGAAAAUAAUUUUGAGGGAAAAGAGAUCAAUGGAAUGGAGAGAGGCUUGAGGGAUGAGAGGCCUGAAUGGAAUGAAGCAGAAAUGAUUAAGGGGCUGGGGGAUGAUGAUGUGGAGGUUAUUGAGCAGGCAAAGGAGCCUCCCAGGAAGCAGAGAAAAAUCCAGAUAAUCGAGGACAUCUGCCUUCCACCACCCAAUUACGUACCACUUAAGACUCCCUCGAUCGAGGAAAUUCCCCAGGAAUUGCCUGAGAAAUGUGCUCAGAAUAGCUAUGAUAGUGCUAGAGGCCAGACUGCUUAUUUCACUAUUAAAGAAGCUCAGAGGGUUUCUGCCAACAGCUCCAUGAGCUCUGAUCAACCUGUUGAGAUCAUCAAGGAGAUCAGUGUUUUCAAGGAAAUCAGUAUUCUCGAAGAUGAGUUCAAGGAUCCGAGGAGGGAUGACGGAUCUGAUGAUGAUGAGGUCAUUCUUAGUAUGUUCUGCGAUCAAAUAAAAGAAUAGUUACAGUUUCUGCAGGUGAAUGAAUUUUUUUUAUGUAAUUUGUAAUUUUCUAAUCGUUACCAUUUUCUCUCGCAUUUCGUUGCAAGAAAAAGAAAAUGGCAUUUUACGGAUCCAAUUCCUUUAGGGAAUUCUAAUUCAUGUUUAUUUUGUAUUUUUUACGAUAGAAAAAAAAUGAAAUGAUGAUAAAAA